This is a messenger RNA of Stegostoma tigrinum, 6132 nucleotides long. It is a transcript of the gene cadps2, whose product is annotated as Ca++-dependent secretion activator 2. NCBI's taxonomy places the organism in Eukaryota, Metazoa, Chordata, Chondrichthyes, Orectolobiformes, Stegostomatidae. Gene Ontology annotation, biological process: positive regulation of exocytosis; dense core granule exocytosis; synaptic vesicle exocytosis. Bases 440 to 4522 code for a protein of 1360 amino acids. The record is from RefSeq and is a predicted model, not a curated record. Gene Ontology annotation, cellular component: glutamatergic synapse. The transcript is spliced from 32 exons.
CCUCCGCCCCACCCCAGGUUUGUGAACUGUUGGAGUGCAGCGAGGGAGAGACAGGUCUAAUACUGUAAGUUGAAAGAGUCUGUUUGCUGCUUGCAGAGCCCCACGUGUUGCUUGCUCACUAAGCUACAGGUUGGAUACCUGUGACUUAGCGCUUCCUGGCGAACUUCCAUCUGUGAUAGGUCUAUGCAAGCAAAUCGUCCGGGACUCACUGAGCACCAACUCCGCCCUAUUUCAGGCUCCACUUUAUUAAGGAGGUGGAGAGAGAGAGAGUGUGUGGUAGACUGUGUGCAGGCAGUCAGUAACUAAGGCGUGUGGUGAUGGAGGAGAGCGGGCUUUGCCUUUAAAGCUCUCAGUCUUCACACCCACCCCCCCCCCCCCCGAAAAAAAACCUUCUUCAGUCACUGGCUUCUCCCCAGUCUCUGUAUUUCUUUAGUGGACCAUGUUGGACCCGUCCUCCAGCGAGGAGGAGUCGGACGGUGUACUGGAAGGCGAUGCCGCUAAGGAGCCACCGCUGGCCGGCGGGGGGAGCGGCGGGAGCACCCGCUCCCUGCCGGCCACCCGGGUCAGCGAGGGGCGAGGGACGGCCAGUGCUCGCUCCGUCAGCCCGAGCCCGUCUCUGGCCAGCGAGAAGGAGAGAGAAGAGCAGGAGAGGAUCCAGCGGGAGGAGGAAGACUCGCAGAAGAGGAAGGCGCUGCAGCUCUACGUGUUCCUGCUGCGGUGCAUCGCUUACCCCUUUAAUGCCAAACAACCCACUGACAUGGCCAGGAGACAGCAGAAGCUGAACAAGCAACAGCUCCAGACAAUUAAAGAGCGAUUUCAAGCCUUCUUGAAUGGUGAAACACAGAUUAUUGCAGAUGAAGCCUUUUGGAAUGCAGUUCAAAGCUACUAUGAGAGUUUUCUGAAAAGUGAUCGUGUCGCCAGGAUGGUUCACAGCGGAGGGUGCUCUGCAAAUGACUUUCGAGAUGUCUUUAAAAAGAACAUUGAAAAGCGAGUACGCAGUUUGCCAGAGAUCGAUGGCCUCAGCAAGGAGACGGUGCUCAGUUCCUGGAUGGCCAAGUUUGAUGCUAUUUACAGAGGAGAAGAAGAUCUGCGCAGUAAGCCUGCUCGGAUGGCCAUGAGUGCAGUGUCGGAGCUCAUUCUUAGCAAGGAGCAACUGUAUGAAAUGUUCCAGCAGAUCCUUGGGAUUAAGAAAAUUGAGCAUCAAUUGCUUUAUAAUGCUUGCCAGCUGGACAAUGCUGAUGAACAAGCAGCUCAGAUUCGACGGGAACUUGACGGGAGGCUGCAGAUGGCCGAGCAAUUAGCUAAAGAGCGAAAGUUUCUGAAGUUUGUCCAGAAGGAUAUGGAGAAUAUGUACAUUGAAGAGCUGAAAUCAUCUGUUAAUCUGCUCAUGGCCAACUUGGAAAGCCUGCCAGUGGCAAAGGGAGGCCCAGAGUUUAAACUACAGAAAUUGAAACGGUCCCAGAAUUCCUCCUUUUUGGACAUUGGGGAUGAAAAUGAAAUCCAGCUCUCAAAAUCUGAUGUUGUGCUGUCAUUCACACUGGAGAUUGUUAUAAUGGAAGUUCAGGGGUUGAAAUCAGUGGCACCCAAUCGUAUUGUGUAUUGCACGAUGGAAGUGGAAGGUGGAGAAAAACUUCAGACUGAUCAAGCAGAAGCUUCAAGGCCACAGUGGGGCACGCAGGGAGAUUUUACCACCACACAUCCUCGACCAAUUGUCAAGAUCAAAUUCUUCACAGAGAGCACAGGAGUUCUUGCCCUGGAAGAUAAAGAAUUGGGGAAGGUAAUUCUCUAUCCAACUCCAAAUAGUCCAAAGACACCAGAAUGGCACAAGAUGAUCAUUCCCAAAAAUAGCCAAGAUUCAGAUUUAAAGAUAAGACUAGCAGUGAGGAUGGAUAAACCUCCAAACAUGAAGCACUGUGGGUACCUAUAUGCACUUGGGCAAAAGGUUUGGAAGAGGUGGAAGAAGCGCUACUUUGUCCUGGUGCAGGUUAGCCAAUACACAUUUGCAAUGUGUAGUUACAGAGAAAAGAAGUCUGAACCUCAGGAAUUAAUGCAACUAGAAGGAUACACAGUGGACUACACAGAGCACCAGCCAGGUCUGGAUGGUGGCCGAGCAUUCUUCAACGCAGUUAAAGAAGGUGACACAGUUGUGUUUGCAAGUGACGAUGAACAAGAUCGAGUGUUGUGGGUUCAAGCUAUGUACAGAGCUACAGGCCAGUCCUACAAACCUAUCCCUCCAUCCCAGGUCCAGAAGCUGAAUGCAAAGGGAGGAAGUGCACAGUUACCAGAUGUGCCAAUCUCUCAAUUCUAUGCGGACCGAGCUCAGAAGCAUGGAAUGGACGAGUUCAUCUCUGCUGAUCCCUGCAAGUUUGAUCAUUCUGCUCUGUUUGAAAUGCUGCAAAGAAAAACAUUAGAGCACAGGCUGAAUGAUUCAUAUUCUUGUCUGGGUUGGUUUAGUCCUGGACAAGUUUUUGUUCUCGAUGAAUAUUGUUCCCGUUAUGGUCUGCGAGGAUGUCAUCGGCAUCUCUGCUAUCUCAAGGAGCUGAUAGAACGCGCAGAAGGUGGCACAAUGAUCGAUCCAACUCUACUGCAUUACAGCUUUGCUUUCUGUGCCUCUCACGUCCAUGGCAACAGACCAGAUGGAAUUGGAACUGUAACAGUUGAAGAGAAAGAAAGAUUUAAUGAAAUUAAGGAAAGACUUCUAUGUCUCCUUGAAAACCAGAUCACCCACUUCAGGUACUGUUUUCCAUUUGGACGACCAGAAGGUGCACUAAAAGCCACGCUCUCUUUGCUUGAAAGGGUUCUGAUGAAAGACAUAGCCACUCCUGUGCCACCUGAAGAUGUCAAGAAAGUAGUACGAAAAUGUCUAGAGAGGGCUGCUUUGAUCAAUUACUCUCACCUCUCAGAGUAUGCCAAAAUAGAAGCAGCCAGUGGAAAAGAACCAGUGCAGUCACCCAAGUCUAAGCAGCCUCCAUGGCAGAAUCUGCCAGCCAAAAAGCAGACAAGUGUAUCCGAUCUGAGGCAAAGUGGCAUUCCUAAACAGAACACAAAGACCUUAAGCCAAAGAGCCCCCGCCAAAAGAUUGGAAGAUGUAAUUCGACUGGCUGAACUGUGCAUUGAGGUACUUCAGCAGAAUGAGGAACACCAUUCAGAGGCCUUUGCCUGGUGGCCUGACCUAAUGGCGGAACAUGCAGAGAUAUUUUGGUCACUCUUUGCUGUUGACAUGGAUGCAACUCUUGAAGCUCAGCCCCCAGAUUCUUGGGACACCUUUCCACUUUUUCAACUUCUCAAUAAUUAUUUGAGGAAUGAGCCUCAAUUGUGCAAUGGAAAAUUUCACAAACAUUUGCAAGAAUUCUUUGUUCCGCUGGUGGUGCGUUACAUUGACCUAAUGGAAUCAGCGAUUGCCCAAUCUAUUCAUAAAAGCUUUGAACAAGAAACAUGGCAACCAGUGAAGAACCUCACCAACAACCUCGCUAAUGUGAGCCUACCAAAAGUCCCAAGUCUGCCUCUUAAUCUUCCUCAAAUGCCUAGCUUUUCUCCACCAUCUUGGAUGGCCUCUUUAUAUGAUUCCACGAAUGGUUCUUCCAUGUCUGAGGAUCUCUUCUGGAAGUUAGAUGCACUGCAGAUGUUUGUUUAUGAUCUACAUUGGCCAGAGCCUGAAUUUUCCCAGCACUUGGACCAGAGACUCAAACUCAUGGCCAGUGACAUGAUUGAAGCCUGCGUAAAAAGAACAAGAGUUGCAUUUGAAGUCAAGUUACAAAAAAUGAACAAGUCAACAGAUUUGCGUGUUCCUUCUUCUGUCUGUACCAUGAUCAAUGUGCUUGUGGACGCCAAGAAACAGUCUACAAAACUGUGCAUUUUAGAAGGUGCACAAGAGUUUAAUAAGCAAUGGCAGCAGUAUCACUCAAAGAUCGAUGAUUUGAUUGAAGAAACCUUCAAAGAAAUGAUUUCCCUGCUGGUUUCAAAGUUUGUGUUCGUACUGGAAGGUGUACUCUCCAAAUUGUCAAGAUACGAUGAAGGAACUUUCUUCUCCUCAAUUCUAUCAUUCACUGUGAAAGCUGCUGCAAAGUACGUUGAUGUACCUCAACCUGGAAUGGACCUAGCAGACACCUACAUCACAUUUGUACGGCAGAACCAGGAUAUACUUCGUGAUAAGGUCAAUGAGGAAAUGUACAUAGAAAAUAUGUUUGAUAAAAGGAUGGAUGGUAUAAGUUCAAUGAUGUACUUGAGGCUAUUUGAGCAAUGGUACACCAGCUCAAUGAAAGUCAUCUGUGUCUGGCUGACAGACCGUUUGGAUCUGCAACUCCAUCUCUACCAGUUGAAGACGCUCAUAAAAAUAGUCAAGAAAUCGUACAGGGACUUCCGGCUGCAAGGAGUUUUAGAAGGGACAUUGAACUGUAAAGCAUAUGAAACCAUCCACACCCGUUUGACAGUUGAAGAAGCCACAGCAUCGGUGUCCGAUGGUGGAGGCCUCCAAGGUAUCACAAUGAAAGAUAGCGACGAAGAGAGCGAAGAUGUGAAAUAGGACGGAAAGGAGGUGGCUGGUCGUUUGGACUCUUUUUUUUCAACCAGUGUUUGUACCAUUUUUUCAGAGGACGGUGUAAAACAUCAUUCUGGUGUAACGAGAUUAUCCAACUUUAGAUCAUAGCCGUAGGGUGGGAGUGGGAUGGGAAGGUAUAAUUGUGGUCGAACUCUGUGCUGAACUGUGCAAUGAAUGUCCAUCUGCUCCCAAAUCAGACCAUACCAACACAGGGGGUAGUUCUCCCAACUCACAGAGGAAUUGUGCAUUCGAGAGAGGAGCUGCCAGGAGACUUGGCUUCCAGCUUUUCGCGCGGUGGGAGCAUACUGGCAGGAAGGUUGGUGGGGGGGCGGUGCGAGGGAGGUUGGCAGUGGGUGAAGUGCCCAUAAGUGCCAGGGCAACGUGAUAUAUCCCGAACGUUUACACAUUCCUAGCGAGGAAAUCAUCACCAGAUAUUGUGGACUCCUGUCGGAGCAGUGUGCGAGGCUAUUAGUCAUUUGUGCUGUUUGUGGUCUUAAUUGGUGACAUGAAGCAGCAUGAUAGAAUAAACAGCCAUGUUAUAUUGAGAUGUCAGUUGUGCCUAAUGUUCCGGGCUUCUUUGUAAAUAUUGCGAUGCCUUUAUAAAUGCAGCUUCACUAAUACUGUGCGCUUUCUGCGGUCUGGCACAAGGGCAGUACCGCACGUUUGAUCUGAAGAUUUUAAAGAGAGUCUGGGACCCGGCGAUAAAUGAAGCAAUUGUGGGAAAUCGUUCAGUUCAGUUCAGCACCCCAAAUUGAAAUCUGACGUUUCCUUGCUUUUUUCUUUUAAAACCUAUAUAGUUCCGGUGUCGUUGCUGAGAUCGAGGAUCUGCGUGUUUUAAGAAAGCAUCAUUCCCUCUGUUGUCCUCCCUACCGUAGUACCCGCGUUGUCAUCGAUCUGCCGAAGAUACUAUUAAAAUCUCCACCUGUCUAUAGGGAGACGAGUCAAAUAUUGAAGUAUUCCCCGAAACAGUCAUGGCCAAUACCAUUGUUUGUCACAAUUAAAAAUCCGAUAGCAGAAAAGUCGAGGCCGUCAUUGUAGCAAACUCGCUUCUGUAUUUCCAAUUUGUAUUUUCUAAUAGACUUGCCCGGAACAACAAGAGAUGGUGUGUCUGUUCCUAGGAAAGAAUGUUUCAAGGACCUGAUUGACUGGACACUUUAUUCCCCCUCCCCGGGUAGUUGCUGUAUUUUAGAAACAAAAAAUCGGCAUAGUUUAAUGAUCAGAACAGAAUCUAACCAUAAUCACAGAUGCAAUAAGUGGAUUUAAGUUGCAUUUUAUAUCGCGAUAAAUUGCAGUUUUUUUUAUUAAUCAUCUCGUUCAUAAAGUGUGACAAGAUUUAACGUUCGAUUCUGCAUUUCUAACCUAAACCACAAAUUAUUCGUCAGCAAGUAUUACCGUGAGAGGGACUGCCCGCCGUCUGUGUUUAAACUCAGCGGUUCAGCGCUAUGGAAAUGAACUUUCACUAUGUUAGCGUUGGCCGGAGAUAAGGGAAGCAAUGUCAGUUUAUCCCGGCAUCCACGCGGAAAUAGUUAGCACUCUCAUGUUUGGAAUUGUGCUGUGAGUGGUUAUCUUUCUGUAAAUAAAGCGUGUACAACCUU